AUGUGUUGGCUCAAGAGCUUCCAGAAGGAUCGACAAACGCCAACACUUUAUCUUUUUCAUCCUAAAAGUGAACGAAUGCGUAUAUGGGCAAUAGCACGACGUUUUGGAGUCACCCCAUGGACAAAGUCACUAUUCGUAUCCUCUCAGACAAGUCAAUGUAUCGAUUCGAGAAGAUCGAAAUGCAUGAUUGGACUCGAGCAGUAUGGAAUUAUCAACCGGCUGCGCUGCGCCGAUGAAACAGGAGAGAAGAUCGAAUGCAUGAUCACUGUUCUCUGGAAAGUUACGAUGAACCUUGAUGGGGUACUCCACGAGUCAACAGAACGACAACUCGUUACCGAUAAAUGGCAGAGUAGAUUCCUAGUGUUUAUUUCUAACAUCCUGCUACAUAUAGAGACUGAUGACUGCAAUUUCGUCCCGGCCCAUUCCAAAGCAUGUUUUCCCACGAAAACCUUUGUUACACAGGUACGAUAUGACAAAGAAGGGCGUCGAAUUGCGAAUAUCAUGGCAUCGGAGCCAAGAGUACUUUUACAAUUGAAGAGAGAAGAAUUAAAAGAACGAGAAAAACAAAUCAUGGAAAAAUUGGAAAGACUGAAGGAAAUUCGAAAUGCAGUUAAAAGAAAGCUAUGCGAAGAGAAUUCUAAGGGUAGCGGCGAAGGACACAAUUUUACACAAGGAAUGGAUGCCUCUGUUGAAAAAUGCUGA
This is a messenger RNA of Necator americanus (New World hookworm), 702 nucleotides long. RefSeq lists its product as uncharacterized. NCBI's taxonomy places the organism in Eukaryota, Metazoa, Nematoda, Chromadorea, Rhabditida, Ancylostomatidae. Bases 1 to 702 code for a protein of 233 amino acids. The transcript is spliced from 8 exons. The record is from RefSeq and is a predicted model, not a curated record.